Molecule: messenger RNA, 1375 nt
Organism: Asparagus officinalis (garden asparagus)
Lineage: Eukaryota; Viridiplantae; Streptophyta; Magnoliopsida; Asparagales; Asparagaceae
Product: protein FAR1-RELATED SEQUENCE 5-like
Exons: 4
Coding region: 99-1226 (375 amino acids)
Biological process (GO): regulation of DNA-templated transcription
Molecular function (GO): zinc ion binding
Source: RefSeq, a predicted model, not a curated record
UGCAAACUACACAACUGAGUGAGAGCUUUAAUGCUAGUUUGAAGGGGUAUUUGAAAUCAGACCUACAAUUGCCUGAGUUUUUUACUCACUUUGUAAGAAUGGUAUUUGAUAAGCGGUAUAAGGAAAUGGAAGCUGAGUAUCAUUUGUUGUUCCGGAUUGUUCACUGCAAAAUGGAGGUAAGUAUCUUGAUACAUGCACGAGAAGUUUAUACCAAAGCCAUAUUUAAGGCAUUUCAAGCUCAGUUUGAAGACUCUUUAAAGUCUUCCAUAACGAAGUGUGUGUAUAAUGGUGAACAAUAUAUCUUCACUGUUGUUAGGGAUGGGUUCUUGAAGGAGAGGCUAGUAAAAAGAGAAGGUCAAUUUACAGUAUCUUGCAGCUGUAGGAUGUUUGAAACUAUAGGUGUCUUAUGUAGGCAUUGUAUCAAAGUGAUGACAGAAGGCAGAGAAACUACAUUGAUAAAAAAGAUACCUGAACAAUAUAUCUUAGAGAGGUGGACAAAAAAUGCAAGGGUUGAUAAUGUUGUGCAAGACAUGCAUGGGCACGAGAUUGUAGAGAACCCAAGGCUGAAACAAACUUCUCGAUAUAGAAGUUUAUGUUCUAAGUUUGUUCGACUUGCAUCAAGAGCAUCUGAGAGUGAGAAGACAUAUGAGGCAAUAGAUAUGGAAGCUGAUAAGUUAGUAAAGAUGGUUGAAGAUAUGUUACGUGUAGAAAUAAAUGGUGAAAAAGAUGUGGAAGAUGAAGCUCCAAAUGUCUUGGUUGAUUGCUCUAAUAAUGUAACUGUUGUGAAUGCAAAGGGAUUUAAAAAGAGAGAAGCUACACAUCGUGGAAAACGUCGAGUAAAGGGAGGCUUUGAAGCUCAGUUAAGCAAAAACAAAAAUAAGCUCGCACAGGUAACUAAAGUUCCAAGACAUUGUGAUGCAAUGGACCAAUCUCAUGUACCUUCUUCACAACAAUCUCAGGUACCUAUGCACUCUCCUAUAACGGAUGGUAAUGGUAGAUAUAUGCCACUGCUCUUUCAUCCGUAUAAUAUACAUGGGCAUCAAUUGAAUAUGGAAAGUUCACAAGAAUUUGUUCAAUCAAAUAUCAUGGGAUUUUCAUUUGCACAAGACCCAGAAAAAUCAAAUUAUGAGCAGAGUUCAACUCCAAGACAGAACAUUUCUUCAACUUUCAAGGGAGAUAGUUGGUCUGCUACUCCUCUACACUCCGUACAUGAACAGAGGAGAUGAAAUUUUGUUUGCUUGCGUUAAUGUAACUAGCUUCCUGUAACUUUUGUUGUGAAAUUUAGACAUUUUCUUGAUGGAAGUUGUGUUAGGAUUCUAGAUCUGUAACUUUAUUGACUUUUGGGGAGUUUUCUGUUAAUUGUUGUUGCUAUUUG